Marasmius oreades (fairy-ring Marasmius) is the source of this 936-nucleotide messenger RNA. RefSeq lists its product as uncharacterized. Bases 1 to 936 code for a protein of 311 amino acids. NCBI's taxonomy places the organism in Eukaryota, Fungi, Basidiomycota, Agaricomycetes, Agaricales, Marasmiaceae. The record is from RefSeq and is a predicted model, not a curated record. The transcript has 2 exons.
AUGUCUCUAAACACAAGCGUGACCACUUUUUCGGAUGCCGACAUACCACUAGCAAGGAAGGCGGCCGAGGCCUGGUCUUCUGUAUCAGUAACGGAAAGAAAACACAACGAGUUGCUAGCUGAACAAGAAAAGCUGGAACACGCCCGGAACCAUCCUCUCUAUAUCUAUUGCCCAGGGAACAGGGCUGGAUCCAGGGGUUCUAAAUGUACUCGUUCCGGGAGUGUCAGAAAAAUAUCGACUCAGGUCUUUAAACGGAGGAAGGCUCCCAAGGGAAGCAACGGAACGAAAGUAGAAGAGGGACCCUGCAGCUUUCGGGAUCCGGAUAUUUCAUUCAGCACCAGUUUAGCCUUCGGAAGGUCGUCCUCUACGCCUGCUCGCUACGAAAAGCACACUCUCAAAGGUAGCCAUAGCCCUAUGUGGGGUCGGGAUACGUCAAUCGAGAGUCCUGGGUUAGAGCAAAGCUCACCGUCGACGUACCCUCUGACUGAAUCGCCUGACGCCUCCAUGAGCACUCUGAAAUUCCGCUUAAAACCCUAUGACAUUAACCUUGUACUCAUACAGUUUCUUCCCCAGUGUAUUCCCAGCCCCCCUGUUUUGGAAGGGAAAGGGACUACCGCUUCCACCUUGAACGGUUUCUCGACGAACUGGGAUUUCCCGCCUCCGUCAACGCCUGCCAUUCCUUCCCAGUCAUCCCAGCCUUCGCUGGCAGCUAUGCCAGAGUUGCAGCUUCUUGGCGACCUAUACCCGUUGCAGCAUUAUGCCGCCAAACCCUGGAGGGGCUCCCACUACCUGGAACAAAUAGUCUGCGGAUAUACCCUCCAUGACUUGUCAUAUGGCAUCGCUCAAGAUGCAUUGAUGAUUGAAGAUCUAACAUUCAAACUGUCGAAUGCGGAGGAACAACAUAUGCCUGAAAGGCUUGACAAUUUCAAUUUCUAG